CUUUGGAGAACAAAAAGUGCUAGAACUGCGCUGAAGCUACAAUGAAUAUAUGUGUUGCAGGACCGAAAAGAUUUUAAAAGAUUUUCACCAUGCAUUUAUUAUUUGUUUUGCUUUAAAACAUCGAAUUAUUUAAUUCAACGGUCCUACAAUUAUGAGACCGCCACAAUCCCAAAUUAAACUCUUAAAUAUUUUCUGACUGAAAUACACUGUUGCGCCUGCUCCAAUAGCUUUGCGUGUGCGGUUUUGAAAACCAAGUAUCAGUAGUGAGAAAGGAAGAUACGAUUUAUUUUAACUUACAUUAUUGCAGUUAAAAAUGCAUAAUAUGUAGGAUGUUUUCACAACCAAUGGUAUAGGGCUGUUGGAUCUUAGUUGUUACAACAUUCUUUUAUUUAAGAAUAAGAAGAAACUGUUCUACAAGACGGCAUGGCAUAUCUCCCUAUUUAUCUGAACUCUGCUAUUCUGGUGCUGUUUCGUUGUGACAUCUGUUUGGUGGGAGCAAAUAGGCCACCAGCUCCUGUCAACAUUACUGUCACCCAGCUAAAAGCUAAUGCUGCCACCGUAUCCUGGGAUGUUCCAGAGGGAGACAUCAUCAUCGGCUACACCAUCUCUCAGCAGAGGCAAGAUGGACAGAUGCAAAGGUUCAUCAGGGAAGUCAACACAACAAAUCGUGCCUGUGUCCUCUGGGAUCUGGAUGAAGAUGCAGAUUACAUCAUCCAGGUCCAGUCUAUCGGGCUGUAUGGGGAGAGUCAAGCCAGCAAGCGGAUUCAUUUUCGAACCCUGAAAGAAACUGACCGCUUCCCAUCCAACAGCUCAAACCAAGAUGACCCGACGGUGCAGGGAAUCAAAAACCGCCAGCUUCAAACUGGGGAGAUGAUCAUUAUAGUGGUGGUGCUCAUCAUGUGGGCAGCUGUGAUUGUUCUGUUCUGCAGACAGUAUGACAUCAUUAAAGACAACGAUUCAAACAAUAACAAGGAAAAGGCCAAGCCUUCCUCCGAGCACAGCACGCCUGAGCGACCUACAGGAGGGCUGCUGCGCAGUAAGUUUCAGAAAGCACCAUCAAUCAACAUCAUUGAAGUCUGACCCAAGAAUACAGUAUGUUGGCCUAAAGACAAACCAUCGUCAGAGGUUUUUGUGAGACAGUGAGGCAGUGGAACGGUUCCCAGGUGGGAGGCCUUUAACCCAAACACAUGUCACUUUCCAAGCCAUUCAGCCCUGUUAGAAAUGUUAACGAGGUCUAAAACACAACGUAUGACAAAUGCAAAGAAGCACCCAAUUUAUAUUGAUGAUUGAUCAUUUGGAAACAGAGCCAUUUGAUCUUGGAUGACCACUCAUAGGUGUCAACAGCACAGCGAAGGCCAAGAAGAUAAGGUUCACACUUUGCAUUAUCUUAACAUUGUGCAUUCUCUGGACUUUUUAGCAGGAAUGAAAUGUAAGAAUACAGUCAUGAUCUGUCUAUUUUUUGCCAACCUCACUGAGACAUGUUUUAGGAGCAGCCAUCAAUGACAGGCAAUGGGACACAAAGAUAUCUAAUCUGGAAGUUCUCCAGAUACAAACAUCUGAUUCUAUUGAAGAACAUGUCAUACUCGGAGGCUUGGGUUUGGGUAAAACUUCCAUUCCCUUUUUUGAGCCUAUUUGAUGAACACUGAUGUAUGAGCCUACAGUAUAUGACAGGUUAUGAUGUUCAGGCAACAUUUAUCCAACUAAUAUUAACUUGCCACAGAAAUAUCAAAAAAUAUUUUCUUUCACAGAGUCAGCAUAUAAUUGAUAGGGACUGGACUAUUUUGAGUGAAAAAAUGUUUCUAAUUGUUCCUACAGAAGAUGCUUCAUAAUGGUAACAAUUAAAGCAAUAUAUGUUUAAGUGCCUAGCGCCCUUGAAAACACGUUGCAUGUGAAUCAAUCAUGUCAUUGACAUUUGCUAUAAAUCUGUGUUCUCUGUCAAACUAAAUUACACAUGAGCAGUUGUCAUUCAAACAUUCUGUUAAUUUCCCAGGGGCCUAGGUGCGAUGCUGUGUUCAAUUCAUUUUUGUAAAUCAAUAAUAAAAAAAAACACUACAUAGAAUAAAAUAAUUAAAUAUAUUUUUGAAGCCGACACAACAUCAUAUUCAAGACGCAAUGAGGAGGAUUUUAAAAAAUCUGCGUUAUUGUCUCAAACUCGUGGUAUAGUAACGACAGCUUUAGUAACAAGUGAUUUUCAAAUGGAAUUUGUUAAUAAAAUCAAUCCGGUAAUGCUUUGAAACUGAGUCGAUGAGGUCGUUAAUGACGGAUUUCUCAGUAAAAAGCUUAAUUGUCGCAGGUCACGUACAUCACUUCCUUUCUCAACGACUGCAAAAGGGGAGCUCGUUAAUCAAAAUGCAUGCUAACGAGAUCAAGAAAAAUAAUGUGCUGUUAUCACCGGCUGGAAGUGUACAGGGACAAUGCGGG
Molecule: messenger RNA, 2421 nt
Organism: Acipenser ruthenus (sterlet)
Lineage: Eukaryota; Metazoa; Chordata; Actinopteri; Acipenseriformes; Acipenseridae
Product: fibronectin type III domain-containing protein 4-like
Exons: 6
Coding region: 424-1080 (218 amino acids)
Molecular function (GO): protein binding
Source: RefSeq, a predicted model, not a curated record